AUGUCUGAACAGGCGAACGUGUUCACACUUGAGCAAUGUGCUAGGUGUGCUCGACUCACCAUCGAACGACCAAUUUUGAAUUUAAACAUAAAACCAAUGCGAAGCAUUUCUUGUUUCAUACACGGAACAACCUUCCGCGAUAAAUCUGUACCACGUACCAUUCAUUCUCGUGGAACUCACAUCUCUACUUCCUUCUGUUAUAACCGCAGUUCCGUCAAACAGUGGUUUGACCAACAUGUCCAUUACAAAUACGGUCCGUAUCCCCCAGAAAACCCCGAUCAAGUGUCGGGUUACACACAGCUUGUAUGGGCUCGCACACAGACAGUUGGAUGUUAUCGGGCUUACUGCAACAGAUUUUGGACGCGUUACACUUGGGAAAAUAAUAUAUAUAAUACAAUUUGUCGAUACUGGCCACCGGGGAAUGUGGCAACGGAAUUACCCUACGAACCCCACGACUGGUUUCGCCCUUUUUGGGGCUCACCAAGUGGGCGCAGUUCCCAAUUUUUCGUCAACCUUAUUUUCUACUUGAAACCGAAUGGCAUGAAAUCAGCGAAAUACACUCACUUGCAAACUAGCUUGGUUUUUCGAGAGACUCACCUGGAACCCAGCCGGAUCUCUCGUUCGUGCUGUUUCCAGGCAACUGAAUGUUCUGCACCAGGCCGCCUCAUGUUUCAGUCACUACACAGUCGUGCCUGGAAGCAUCACAAACGGGAGAUUCAUCUGGGUUCCAUAUACCCGAAGCAUUUUCUGUGGCGAAGCUUCGGAGUUGUUCGUUUUUGUCCACUAACGCGAUCGUCUGUUAAGAUAAUUUUCUUCCAAUCACCAGAUAAAAAAGAAGCACAACCGGUUGGUGACACUCCUGCCAAUUCGGAAGAACAAGGAUGGCUAGAUCAGCACAAUACCUACCGUGCAAUGCUUCUCAGUGGACAAGUUUCUGGACAACCAAAACCCUUGAAAAUGCCGAGUCUGACUUGGAGUUCUCAACUGACUAAGGAGGCGCAAAAAGCGGCAAAACUCGCAUGUUCUGGAACCCAUAAUUCUGAUGGUCUCCUAGCGGUCUAUCGUCAUCCCAAUAAUCUGGGCAAAUACGAAACAAGUCGGCUGUCACAGGGAAUUUUGUGCAAAGUACUGGACGGGCUUCACAUGGGACCACGAUGUAUAUGCCACGAUGUGUUACUAUUCACCAAAUAUUGCAUCUCCUCCUCCUACAUCAUCGUCAUCAUCAUCAUCAUCCUCAUCGACAUUAUGACAUCGGUGUUCAACACAGAUGCUUCACUGCCGUACAACCAUGAUUUAUUUGAAAGCCUUAUUGUAAAGAAAAGAGUAAAGGUGGACAGGGAAGGGACUUGGUGCUAG
This is a messenger RNA of Opisthorchis viverrini, 1356 nucleotides long. RefSeq lists its product as hypothetical. The transcript has 10 exons. The record is from RefSeq and is a predicted model, not a curated record. Lineage: Eukaryota; Metazoa; Platyhelminthes; Trematoda; Opisthorchiida; Opisthorchiidae. Bases 1 to 1356 code for a protein of 451 amino acids.